This is a messenger RNA of Oenanthe melanoleuca, 2341 nucleotides long. RefSeq names its product prickle-like protein 1-B. The transcript has 11 exons. The coding region runs from base 1 to 1941 and encodes 646 amino acids. Gene Ontology annotation, molecular function: zinc ion binding. The record is from RefSeq and is a predicted model, not a curated record. NCBI's taxonomy places the organism in Eukaryota, Metazoa, Chordata, Aves, Passeriformes, Muscicapidae.
AUGCCGCGGCCCCGCUCCCGGUUCGGUACCCGAGCAGCUCCCGGUUCGUCGCUCUCGGUUCGGUACCUGCGGCUCUCUCGGUUCGGUACCUCAGGCGCUCCCGGCUCCGCCGUCCGGGAGCUGCAGCCCGGGCCCUCCCCCGGCCCGGCCCGGCCUUUCCCGGACCCGGAGCGUGUCGGGGCCCCCGGCCCGGCCCUGGCCCUGCCCGGCCCGGCGGGUCCGGGGGUCCCGGGAAAUAAAUCACCGCGCGGGAUCAUAAAAGUCAUCAAACGGCAACCUGGGGUGAACCGAGCCGCAGAUGGAGGGAAGGGCGCGGGCGCUCGGAAAAUGAGAGUUUUCCCAGCGCAGGCUCCAUUCUCCAUUCCCUGGCGUCCUCCGCAGCAGGAGCAGGGCGGGACGGAGCCCGGAGCGGCGGAGAGCGGGGCCCGGAGCGCCGGGAAAGGACAGCUCAUGUCCCUGCCCAGCCCUGCAUGGCCCCAGCGGGACCAGCCCUCCCCGUGCAGCACCAGCACCGCUCUGCCCCCGGCCUCGUCCGACAGCGACUCGGGCUGUGCCCUGGAAGAGUAUCCAGAACCUCCUGUGGACCCUGAGGUCCCGCCGUGCUUCGGGCCCCGCUCGCCUCAGCCUGGCUCUGCCCCUGACCGGACCCGGCUCCGUGCCAGGGCCCUGCUGCAGCAGCUGCCUCCUCAGGACUGUGAUGAGCGGUACUGCCCCGAGCUCGCCGAGGAGGAGCGGCGGCAGCUCCGAGCCUUCAGCGCCCGCCGCAGGCAGGAGGCUCUGGGACAGGGCCUGGCCUGUCCCGUGCCAGGUCCCUGCCACGGCUGUCCCUGCAGGAAGUGCGGCCGGAGGCUGAACAAGGGGGACCCGGGGAUUUCAGCGUCUCACCUGGGGGACCAGUUCUGGCACCCGUCCUGCUUCUCCUGCCACUUGUGCCAGCAGCAGCUGGUGGAUCUCAUCUACUUCCAGCAGGAUGGGAGGAUCUACUGCGGCCGGCACCACGCCGAGCUCUUCCGACCCCGCUGCGCCUCCUGCGACCAGCUGAUCUUCAUGGAGGAGUGCAUCGAGGCCGAGGGGCGGCGCUGGCACCUGGAGCACUUCUGCUGCCUGGAGUGCGAGGAGCCGCUGCGGGGGCAGCGCUACGUGAUGCGGGGCGGGCGGCCCUGCUGCCGCCGCUGCUUCGAGAGCCUCUUCGCCGAGCCCUGCCAGGCCUGCGGGGACCCCAUCGGCGCCGACAGCGAGCAGGUCACGCACCAGGGGCUGCACUGGCACGCCCGAGCCUCCUGCCUGUGCUGCAGCCGCUGCCGCCGGGCGCUGCGGGACCAGCCGCUCACCUGCCGCCGCGGCCGCCUCUUCUGCUCCGACACCUGCGGCCGGGACGCCGCUUCCUCCGCCUCCUCCGACUCCUCCGACUCGGCUUUCGCCUCUGCUCCGUCCCCCGACUCCACGCCGCUGUCCCCAGCCGGCAGGGGCUGCAGGCAGCGCGGGGAAGGGGCUGAGGCGUUUUUGGAGCAGCCCUCAGUGCACCCUGCCUUCAGGAGCCCCCAGGAUCUCGGAGCAGCCGCUCGGGAGAGGAGCAGCGACGCUGCCAAGGAGCACCCAGGGCUGCUGGGACCCCCAGCCUCAGCCCCCCAGCCCAGCCCAGAGCACCCCAAGCAGCCUGGAGCCUCGGGCCACGCGCUUUUGGGGGGCCCUGAGCCCCGAACAGGCAAUGGAAACCCACAGCUGGGCAGCUCCCCUCCCCGACACAGCCCCCGGGCAGGGGAUGGCACGGAGGAGAACGACUCCUGGUGUCCCACCUGCUCCUCAUCUUCGGACUCAGACUCAGAGGAGGAGGGUUUCUUUUUUGGGAAGCCCAUCCCCAAGCCUGGGAUGAAUUCCCUGGGCAGGGAGCCCCAAGGGAGUGGCAGGGGCAGGACGGCCAAGCACUGCAGUGUGUCCUAACUGAGUGGCACUGCCAGGUCCUGCCAGGGCCUCAGCACGUUCCAAGAGCGUCCUGAACGCGGCCCAAGGUGGGUGGGAGAAGCUGCUGGGAUCUCUCCCACCCGGCAGAGCAGAGCCUGCAAUUCCUGCCAGCCUCUGCUGCAAUUAGGAACAGGUAAAGCAGGAAGGGAGCCUGGGCCUCCAGCACCUCCAGCACGGCAGGGAGCAGCCAGAGCUCCAGACAAGGGCAGCUGCCUGCAUCACCCCCUGGGAUCCUUCCCUGGGCUCCUCUGUGCCCCUCUGCCACCUGCUCUCCAUCCCUGGUGGCACUGUGUCCUGCUGCCACCACGGGGAGGGGACCAGGGUGCAGCUCUGCUGCUGCUGAUGACGAAGCUCCAAUAAAUUUUGGCUGAAAUCUGAA